This is a messenger RNA of Aspergillus udagawae, 1614 nucleotides long. Its product is annotated as glycoside hydrolase family 32 protein. The transcript is spliced from 2 exons. Gene Ontology annotation, biological process: sucrose catabolic process. The record is from RefSeq and is a predicted model, not a curated record. Lineage: Eukaryota; Fungi; Ascomycota; Eurotiomycetes; Eurotiales; Aspergillaceae. Bases 1 to 1614 code for a protein of 537 amino acids. Gene Ontology annotation, molecular function: sucrose alpha-glucosidase activity.
AUGGUUCAUCUCACCAAGGCCCUUGCGGUGGGCAUUUUGGCGGGCUUCGCAUAUGCCUUCAACUAUGACCAGCCUUACCGUGGCCAAUAUCAUUUCUCGCCCCAGGAUCAUUGGAUGAAUGACCCCAACGGUCUCCUCUAUCACAAUGGGAUCUACCAUCUGUUCUUCCAGUACAAUCCUGGUGGUAUCCAGUGGGGGAAUAUGUCCUGGGGCCAUGCUACCAGCAAGGAUCUCACCCACUGGAAGGAGCAGCCCAUUGCCCUUCUUGCCCGGGGAUAUGGCGGCAACGUCACCGAGAUGUACUUCAGUGGAAGUGCGGUCGUUGACGUAAACAACACUAGUGGCUUUGGGAAGGAUGGCAAGACACCCAUAGUUGCCAUCUACACGUCCUAUUAUCCCGUUGCGCAGACCUUGCCGAGUGGUAAGACUAUCCAAGAGAAUCAGCAGGCUCAGUCCAUUGCCUACAGUCUUGACGAUGGUAUGACCUGGACCACGUACGAUGCUGCCAACCCGGUCAUCUAUAACCCUCCCGCCCCAUACCAGGAUCAGUACAAGGACUUUCGUGAUCCCUUUGUGUUUUGGCACGAGGAGUCCCAAAAGUGGGUUGUUGUCACCACCCUGGCCGCAUUACACAAGCUCGCAAUUUACACUUCCGAUAAUCUCAAAGACUGGAAGUUUGUGAGCGAAUUUGGUCCCUACAACGCGCAAGGCGGUGUUUGGGAGUGCCCCGGCCUUUUUAAGUUGCCUCUCGACGGGGAGAAGUCCACGAAAUGGGUUAUGACGGUCGGACUUAACCCCGGUGGUCCCCCAGGCACGGUCGGUUCCGGAACCCAGUACUUUGUGGGUGACUAUGAUGGAACCACGUUCACGCCCGAUAAUGAUAAUGUAUACCCGGGAAACUCAACUGCUAACUGGAUGGACUGGGGCCCAGAUUUCUAUGCUGCGGCUGGCUACAAUGGCCUCCCUGUAGACGCCCACGUCCACAUUGGAUGGAUGAACAACUGGCAGUAUGGUCAGAACAUACCCACUGACCGCUGGCGCAGCGCCAUGUCCAUUCCUCGGCACCUGGCUCUCGAGACCAUCGGCGACAGGGCGACUCUAGUUCAGCAGCCCCAGGAAGCCUGGUCUUCUAUCUUGAGCAAGCGGCCGGCCUACUCGCACAGCUACAAAUCUGUCCCAGAAGGCUCCGUCAACGUGGGCACCACCGGAGAGACGAUCAAGAUAGACUUGAGCUUCUCUGCUGCUUCGACGGCUUCGGAGUUUGCGAUUGCUGUUCGAGCCUCCGCCGACUCCACUGAGCAGACCCUUGUCGGUUACGACUUCGUCAACAAGCAAGUCUUCAUUGACCGCACCAAGUCUGGAGACGUGUCAUUCGACAAGACUUUCGCGAGCGCCUAUCGCGGACCUCUCGCACCGAGCGACAAUGGCGAGGUGAAAUUGAGCAUAUUUGUCGAUCGGUCCAGCGUGGAAGUUUUCGGCGGUAGGGGCGAGACCACCCUGACGGCUCAGAUUUUCCCGAGCAAGGACGCGAUCUACGCCCAGCUGGUGUCAACUGGGGGAGCUACUAAGCGCGUUCACCUCAACGUCUACAAUGUUGCCUCGACAUGGAACUGA